AUGGUUUUGGACAGGUUGAUUGUUAUUAUAGUUGUUGCAGUUAUAGCAUGUGGAAGCAUAGCCGUUAAUGUUAGUUUCGACAAGAAUUAUCACAUCACAUGGGGAAACUCUCAUGUGAAAUCUAUAAAUCAGGGAAAUCAAAUCGAUCUAUUAAUGGAUCAAUCUUCAGGGGCUGGGUUUGAAUCGAACGUGGGAUAUGGUUCGGGUUUUUUCCAGAUAAAAGUGAAGCUACCUCAGAAGGAUUUUUCUGGAGUUGUUGUGGCCUUUUAUUUGACAUCGGAUAUAAAUGGCAAAGGAGGAAACCAUGACGAGCUGGAUUUCGAGUUUUUAGGUAGCGACGGGCCACCUUUUACGCUGCAGACAAACGUUUUCGCCGAUGAUGCGGGAGGCAGGGAGCAAAGAUUUCAUCUCUGGUUUGAUCCCACUUCUGAUUUCCAUACCUAUGGAAUUCUUUGGAACCAACACCAAAUAGUGUUUUACGUGGACAAUACGCCCAUAAGGGUAUUCAAGAACAACACAAACAUCGGGGUGAAUUAUCCAUCACAACAGAUGGUGAUUCAAGGAAGCAUAUGGAAUGGAGAAGAUUGGGCAUCGGGUGGAAGGAAAAUCGACUGGACUAAAGCACCGUUUGUUGCAAGCUAUCAAGGCUUUGAAGUGACUGCGUGCCAAUUCAAGAGCGCUCCUAACAAAGAUGAGUGCUACAUUUCGAACCCCACGCAGUGGUGGAAUGGGGAUAAAUACAUCCAACUUGACCCAGCUCAGCACAAAGCUUUACAAGAUGCAAGAACCAAAUACAUGUUCCAAGACUAUUGUACUUCUAAAGCUAAGAUUGAUAAAGAAUGUGGUAUUAAUAGCACUACAUAG
Hibiscus syriacus is the source of this 864-nucleotide messenger RNA. RefSeq names its product xyloglucan endotransglucosylase/hydrolase protein 2-like. Gene Ontology annotation, molecular function: hydrolase activity, hydrolyzing O-glycosyl compounds; xyloglucan:xyloglucosyl transferase activity. Gene Ontology annotation, biological process: cell wall biogenesis; xyloglucan metabolic process. The transcript is spliced from 4 exons. Bases 1 to 864 code for a protein of 287 amino acids. NCBI's taxonomy places the organism in Eukaryota, Viridiplantae, Streptophyta, Magnoliopsida, Malvales, Malvaceae. The record is from RefSeq and is a predicted model, not a curated record.